UUCACUGGCCAAAGCCUAAAUGUGGUCUCUGUAUUGGUGCCGGAUGACGCAGAACAAUGAAGGAGUGGCCCACCGAGAGAUGGUGGUUUCUGGUCAAUGAUCCAACGAUCUCCGGAUAAAAAGAGGAUUCUAGUUCUAGGCGCCCUGUCCCCAAAUCUUGAACUAGUCUCAGUGGAAUGGCUGCUUAUUCACUCAUUUCAGCUCUAUUCCAUUCCUCUGCAACUACUGCUACUCCAACUUCCUCUCGAUCUCCAACUAAGAAAUCUAACAAGUUUUCUCUCUCUAAGUCUUUCUAUCUCCAUAAAACCCCUAAUUGCUCUUCUCCCGUCCUCUGUGUCUACAACGAUGGUCACAGACACGGUCUCUCCACUGAUGACAUAAAGCUUUCAUUAUUCAAUAAAUUCUUCGUCACUAGUAAUCCUCUCUCGUCUGCCCUAGAUUCUCUUGCCGUCCUAUGUACUUCUCUCGCUCUCUCGUUCUCUCUCUUCAUCGCCGAUGUGGAUUCAGCUGCCGCCUUUGUCGUCACCACUCCUCGGAAACUGCAGACCGAUGAGCUCGCUACUGUUCGACUCUUCCAGGAGAAUACUCCCUCUGUCGUCUACAUUACUAACCUCGCCGCAAGGCAGGAUGCUUUCACGUUGGACGUGUUGGAGGUACCGCAAGGAUCUGGGUCGGGCUUUGUUUGGGAUAAAGAUGGUCACAUUGUUACAAAUUAUCAUGUAAUUCGUGGUGCGUCUGAUCUCAGGGUCACCCUUGCUGACCAGUCAACUUAUGAGGCAAAAGUUGUUGGAUUUGACCAAGACAAGGAUGUUGCUGUCUUGCGCAUUGAUGCACCAGAAGAGAAACUGAGACCCAUACCUGUUGGUGUCUCUGCAGAUUUACUUGUUGGUCAGAAAGUAUACGCCAUUGGAAAUCCUUUUGGACUUGAUCAUACACUUACAACUGGUGUUAUCAGUGGACUUCGCAGAGAAAUCAGCUCAGCUGCAACAGGGCGUCCAAUUCAAGAUGUUAUACAGACUGAUGCAGCCAUAAACCCUGGUAACAGUGGUGGGCCACUUCUUGAUAGUUCCGGAAGCUUGAUUGGGAUAAAUACUGCUAUAUAUUCUCCAUCGGGUGCAUCCUCUGGUGUUGGAUUUUCAAUUCCAGUUGAUACUGUCAGUGGAAUUGUUGACCAGUUGGUGAAGUAUGGGAAAGUUACUAGACCCAUUUUAGGAAUCAAGUUUGCACCUGAUCAAUCUGUCGAGCAGCUUGGGGUUAGUGGGGUUCUUGUUUUGGAUGCACCCCCAAAUGGUCCAGCUGGCAAAGCGGGUCUUCAACCAACUAAAAGAGAUACCUACGGCAGACUUAUUUUGGGGGAUAUCAUUACAUCUGUGAAUGGGAAAAAGGUUACUAAUGGGACCGACUUGUACAGAAUCCUUGACCAAUGUAAAGUGGGAGAUCAGGUGAUUGUGGAAGUACUGCGUGGUGACCACAAAGAGAAAAUACCUGUAACCCUUGAACCCAAGCCUGAUGAAUCGUAGUACAUUUUGCAAGCAGGAUUUCAUAUUGACAACAGGGAUGUUUGAUAAAUUAUGUUGUAAUAUAUGUAUAGAUGCAUUUAUCAAGGAAGCGCCUAUUCAUUCCUAUUGUGUACUUAA
This is a messenger RNA of Nelumbo nucifera (sacred lotus), 1637 nucleotides long. RefSeq names its product DegP protease 1 (gene DEG1). NCBI's taxonomy places the organism in Eukaryota, Viridiplantae, Streptophyta, Magnoliopsida, Proteales, Nelumbonaceae. The record is from RefSeq and is a predicted model, not a curated record. Gene Ontology annotation, biological process: proteolysis. Gene Ontology annotation, molecular function: protein binding; serine-type endopeptidase activity.